Messenger RNA from Colletotrichum orchidophilum, 2055 nucleotides. RefSeq lists its product as uncharacterized. Lineage: Eukaryota; Fungi; Ascomycota; Sordariomycetes; Glomerellales; Glomerellaceae. The record is from RefSeq and is a predicted model, not a curated record. The transcript has a single exon. Bases 1 to 2055 code for a protein of 684 amino acids.
AUGUCGACCAAUAACACCCAUUUCUUCGAACAAUCGCUGAGGUCCGAGUACUGGAUCAACUUUGAUGUCGACAAAAAGUUUAGUCUCGCUGGAAUUGAUGAGCCCGACCUAAACAGCAAUGAGAAAGACCGUAUCCGGAAGUGGGUAUCGACCAAGGCCACUAAACCAACGGCACCGGCCUUGGCCGAGCCUUCGUCCCUUUACCGUCCCAUACUUGACUCUUUCGAGAUCCGCGUGCUCGAAAUCCUGCCCGGCAGAGGCGUCGACAAGUUGCAUGGCCGUCUCCGUCACUGCUCGCUCGAGCUCGAGGCCAGACAUGCUCUCUCUGUCGAUGGAUCUGCAGCGCCGAUCCUGUACACGGCACUCAGCUAUACAUGGGGAGAAAAUGUCUUCAACGAGACAAUCGAGUGUGAUAAUCACGUCAAGAAUAUCACAAAGUCUCUAGAAGUUGCUUUGAGAGCCUUUCGGCAGGAGGACCGGUCGGUGGUGAUGUGGAUUGACCAAAUCUGCAUCAACCAAGAUGACCAUAAGGAGAAAGAGCAGCAGAUACCCCUCAUGUCGAGAAUCUAUCAGAACGCGAUGAAUACCGUCAUCUGGUUGGGAGAAUCGAGUUCGGACUCCGCUUCCGCCAUCAAGCUUUUAGAAGAUGUCAGGAUACUUCUGCAGUUCACGGAGAAGAACAUCGGUCCAGAGGAGUUCGAGCGGCUCACUCUUCCCUCACCGGAUGCGGAGGUCUGGCGAGCCCUGUGGGACUUUCUUUCCCGGCCGUGGUUCACGCGGCUGUGGAUCAUACAAGAAGUCAUCCUCUCGUUUGACGCUUGGGUUAUCUGCGGCAACGACGUGACUACGUGGGACGUCCUGUCGUUGGCUUGCUUAAAUCUCUGGACUUGUGGCAUCUCGAGAUGGCUAGGAGAGAAGCUGAAUUCCGGCAGCCAUACAAUUGACAUUCAAAGGGACCUCUGCGAGUCGGUACAGCAUCUCAGCAGUAUGAAGUCGAGCUAUCACAGCGUGACCAUGUCGUUGUUCGACCUUUUGGUCGGAUCUCGAGAAGCCAAGUGCUACGACAAUCGGGACAAGGUAUACGGCCUGCUUGGAGUGUGUGACAACCGCGACAGAUCGGCGACCAAACUAAGCUACGCGGACGAUUUUCCGGUCACUCAUCUGUAUCGCGACCUGACAGCGCGUCAUCUCUGGAGCAACCCGAGCAGCUUGAGACUGGGGGUGAUCCUUACCUGCGUAGACCAUGAGUCUCUCGACCUGCCUUCUUGGGUACCGGACUGGAGAUUUCCCCGUCGAACGCACUCGCUGGGUCACUCAACUACCACAACAACCGCGUACAGGGCAUGCGGCAAUCUCACGAUCGAAGCCGGCAGAGUUCAUCCACUUUUGGAAAGCCAAGCCAAGGACGAAUUACGAAUGCGAGGUAUUUCUGUCGACACCAUUACAACUGUCAGCAUCGUCUUCACUGAUCCCGACCUGAAUCUCGAUGAGCCAGGCACUAGCAACAAGGCUCUGACGGAGAUGCAUUCCUUUGUCUCAGGGCUUCAAGAGUAUCCAGGCCAUGAGACCGUCUUUUCUGCCUUUUGGCAGACGCUGGUUGCCGGAAAAGACGCGACCGAAAUGGCCAAGGCGCCGGCAGCUUACGAAGAGAUUGUCUCUCUUCUUCUCGACGCAUCUACAGGCCAGUCACCAUCGCUCCCGGGGCAAACCUACUCGGCACGGCAGAGACGACCGGCGGGCAAAGGGAAGUUGGAACUGGCGAAUCUCAAGACGCGCACGGCGGGCAAGACGUUCCAGGAUGUGCGAACCGCAGUGAUGCAUGCUGUGCAGAAUCGAAGGCUAGGUCUCACUGCCAAGGGGUACUUGGGGCUGCUGCCAGAGACAAGCAGAGUGGGGGAUGAGGUUCAUGUCUUGUAUGACUGCCAUGUUCCGUACCUCCUGAGAAAGGUUGGCGGCAGAGGACAUCGGCUAGUUGGAGAAUGCUACGUGCACGGCAUCAUGCAAGGGGAGGCUGUUUUGAAUCCCCAGAGCAUGGACGAAGUUGUUAUGAUAUAA